AUGGCAGCUUUAACAGAAACUCUUCUCUGCUUCAACAUCCAUCAUCAUCAAACCAACCUCCUUCGUCGUUCAUCUAACCAAACACUCCACUUUUCACCUCCAAAGCCUCUCUUGAUCUCUUCACAUGGCCGCUCUAACCGAUUCAAAGCUCUCCCAGAGACAAUCACAGUCAAAUUGGAAAAGGAGGAGAAACAAGAAGACACAAUCGCCGAUCUUAACCCUCCUGCGAGCACUAUCAACACAAAGCUCUACUUUGGGAACUUGCCUUACAACGUAGACAGUGCAACACUCGCUCAAAUCAUCCAAGACUUCGCAAACCCUGAGCUCGUCGAGGUUCUUUACAACAGAGACACAGGACAGAGCCGUGGAUUCGCCUUUGUAACCAUGAGCAAUGUCGAAGACUGUAACAUCAUCAUCGAAAACCUCGAUGGAACUGAGUAUCUUGGUAGGGCGUUGAAGGUGAACUUUGCAGACAAACCAAAGCCGAACAAAGAACCUCUGUAUCCAGAAACAGAGUAUAAGCUGUUUGUUGGUAACUUGUCAUGGACGGUAACUUCAGAGUCAUUAGCUGGAGCGUUUAGGGAAUGUGGAGAUGUGGUUGGAGCUAGGGUUGUGUUCGAUGGAGAUACAGGGAAGUCACGAGGUUAUGGCUUUGUGUGUUACUCUUCUCAAGCGGAAAUGGAAACAGCGCUUGAGUCUCUUGAUGGGUUUGAGCUUGAGGGUCGUGCGAUUCGAGUGAAUCUUGCUCAAGGGAAGAAAUACUGA
Molecule: messenger RNA, 765 nt
Organism: Microthlaspi erraticum
Lineage: Eukaryota; Viridiplantae; Streptophyta; Magnoliopsida; Brassicales; Brassicaceae
Source: the annotation of a GenBank genome assembly